Anthostomella pinea is the source of this 1029-nucleotide messenger RNA. NCBI's taxonomy places the organism in Eukaryota, Fungi, Ascomycota, Sordariomycetes, Xylariales, Xylariaceae. The record is from the annotation of a GenBank genome assembly.
AUGCGGCUUCAAGCGUUGCUCCCACUGGCACUGCUCAGCGCAGUCGCCGUAUGUCAAGAUGACUCUAGCACUGAUUACGACCUUUGGGGCCCAGGAGAGGAUCCGGUGGAAUUUUCUGACGGUAACUUUACUGAGCCCACAGCCACGACGACCGUCUACGGCGAGGGAGCGAGCAUGAAUGUCAGCUGGGACACGACUUACGAAAACUCCAAUCUUUACCUCAUCGUCGGCUGGGACUUUGGCACCCCCGUACAACUUGCGACCGGCUCGUCCCAAAAGUGGUACCAAUGGGAUGUCCACACCGAUUCCAAGAAUACGUCGCAGAUAUAUGCGUUCCGUAUAGUCAAUGCGCAAGGCACUUCCGACGAGCAAGCGAACGGAGGGUUUCUGAGCGCGUCCUUCUACAUUGGCGACAAUGAUGGGACCGCCGAUGAUCCAACAACAACGGCGACCACACUCACAACAUCUGCGUCCGUGCCAGUAGCGACGGCAACGAGCGGGCUCGCUGUUACAUCACCGGCCGAGGCGACUAGCAGCUCUACCCCAACGACAACGCCUACAGUAGAGACAGGACUAUCAAGUGGUGCGAAAACCGGACUCGGCGUUGGAAUCGGCGUCGGCGUUGUGGGCAUAGCGGCCUUACUUGCCGCACUGUGGUUUUGGAGAAAAUCAAAGAAGGGCGGAGGCAAGAACACGAAUAGCCAAGAGGCCUACGAGCCAUACAGCGGCGGCAGUCCGCAGACGGUCUUUAACGAAGGCCCUCCUCAACCAUACGAUCCAAACGCGCCAGCAUACAACGCGAAUCAACAGGCGCUCAUGGGGUAUUACAAACCAGGACGACCAGCACAGCCAGCUGAGAUGGAAGCUGCCAGAGGGACUGAGCUUGACGGCGGACAGCACCACCUCUGCACGCCGGAAGCAUAUACGGACAACAAUGCCGCACGGCCUCCAACGCAUUCUCCCGCUCCAACGCAUUUGACCGCAUCAACGCAUUCUCCGGCCCAACAGCAGCCUGUCGAGCUCCAGUAA